Messenger RNA from Petromyzon marinus (sea lamprey), 4939 nucleotides. Lineage: Eukaryota; Metazoa; Chordata; Hyperoartia; Petromyzontiformes; Petromyzontidae. The record is from RefSeq and is a predicted model, not a curated record.
UUUUACAAAAAAAUGUGGCUUGUUUUAAUGUUUGUUUUAAUGUACAGUACUGUGAUACUCUAUUGAAUAGUACAUUGAUUCGUUCUAAUUGUGCAUUAUGACAUUAAUGUGUUUUGUUUGUAUUUGGUUUUUGACGUUAGCUCGACAUUUCCCUGGCUGUAUGCAUGUAUUUUCGCUUUAAAUUUAUAACUAAUAUACUGUAUACUGUAGUCCAGUAAUGUAUAGCAUUUUCAUCACUGUUGUGUGCAUGCGCAGUAACUACUUUUAUUUCGAGAUUAUAACAAAAAACAUAAGAUAACUAGUGGAUGCCGCCAAAGGAUAUCCUGUACUUUUAUAUAUUCGCAGUGAAGUGAACUUGAUAACAGCAUAGUACUUUUACCGAACACCAACCGUGGUCAUCUCACUACCGUGCUCACAUUUACAGCAGUAUCACAUUACAGCGAUAAACGACUUGGAUUUACGAUUUUGAUUGAAUAUAAACACUGUGCGUAUUGUGCAUAAUAAUAACAACGAUGAUGAUGAUGAUCUGUCUUCCGUCAAGCGCCCACACCGUCGGGCGCUUCUAUCAGUAAAUUUCUUUCUCGUCACGAUAACAUUACAACAGUGUCAAUUACACACUAGCCACGGCAAAAUUAGUAAAACAAACUUAUCGGUGGUACCAGUAGCAGUGUUGUUAGCGGCAAUAUUUAUAUUUCGUGUGAUUGUGUGUUUUGAGUUAGUCUUUUAAGCGCCUCGAGAGAUAACGGGACCCCGAAGCGGGCCGCUGGCUCGGGUGAAGCCUACGCUCUUGCCUGAGCGGCUCGGCCGUGGAGGUUCGGGGGAGCCGGGGCCAUGGGCGCCCUGACGAGCCGGCAGCACGCAGGCGUGGAGGAGCUCGACAUCCAAGCCAACGCUUUCUACAGAUACCCACCAAAGACGGGCAAUUAUUUUGCAAGCCAUUUCAUAAUGGGCGGAGAGAAGUUUGAGACAAGUACUCCUGAAGGUUAUUUGUUUGGAGAAAAUACAGAUCUCAACUUCCUGGGAAACAGGCCAGUACCGUUUCCUUACCCUGCACCUCCACCCCAUGAGCCCGUCAAGACUAUACGCAGCCUCGUAAACAUCAGGAAAGAUUCGCUACGUCUCGUCAGGAUUACAGAUGAAGCAGAAACUCCUAAUGCCGAUUCAUUAAAAUCCGAAUUCAGCUACAACGUAGAGUUUGUGUUUGACUCGGAUGUGCAGGUGGCCAUAACCAUCUAUUACCAAGCUACAGAGGAAUUUCACAAUGGCAUUAUCAUGUAUACGGCAAAGCAUCACCUGCGUCAAUCAGAGACGGUUCUCUGCAAGGGAGGAGUGAGCCAACUCUUCUCCCAGACAUCGCAUGUCAUUGACCCCUCUGAGUGGAACCCAGAAGAGCUGACCUUUGACUUGGAGCGUGAUGUUUACCCCAUGGUGAUCCAUGCGGUUGUGACGGAGGGGGAAGAGUAUAUCGGACAUUCCCACGUGCUUCUCGCUACAUUUGACAAGCACACGGAUGGAAGCUUCUUUGUAAAGCCGCUCAAACAGAAACAAGUGGUGGACGGAGUGAGCUACUUACUGCAGGAAAUCUACGGGAUUGAAAACAAGGGGAGCGUGCAAGAGCUUAAGACGUGUGAAGAUGACAUCAGCGACAACAGCACGGAGUGCGUCGUCUGCCUGUCGGACAUCCGGGACACGCUCAUCCUGCCGUGCCGCCACCUCUGCCUCUGCAGCGCAUGUGCCGACACUCUGCGAUAUCAGGCUAACAAUUGCCCCAUCUGCCGGCUGCCGUUCCGCGCGCUGCUGCAGAUCAGGGCCAUGCGCAGGAAGUCGUGCUCAGUCGCAGCGGUCAGCUACAGCCCCGUGCUGGCCUCGCAGUCGUCCGACAACGACGAGCGCACGAGCUGCGAGCAGGUGCACAUGGGCUACGAGGUGAUGUCGCUGCUCGAAGCUCUCAACGGACCGCUCUCGCUAUCCAUGCCGGCGGGUCCCCCGCCCGUGGCACACGAGGGCAACUUCCCGAGCCUGCCCUCGUCCUCCUCCCUGCCUUCCAGCUUGCCCGUCUCUCCUGCCGGCUCCCUCUCCCGCUCCGGCAGCCGUGACAGCACGCGCAAGAAGCUCACCCCAAAGACCUUGUCCCGAGACUCGUCGGUCAUCAGGGAUGACGAUGAGAAAGACGAGGAGACGGACCUGCGGGCGUCCUGCCACCGUUCCGUCACGUGUUCCCUGCGCAACAUCACGCUCCUGCAGGACUGUGGAGUCACUCCAGAACACGAGAACAUCACUGUGUCUUCCGGACCCAUGGACCCAUCCUCCUGCACCAUAACACCUUCCUCUUCUUUGCUCACCUCACCAGAAGACCAGUUCAGUAGCAGCCUACCGCACUCGGCCAUGUCGCUAGCGUCGUCCCUGAGCCACCGCUCGCGGCUCACGGCGGACACGCUCUCAACGCUGUCGGCCUCCUAUCCAGUUGUGACGGACGACGAGGGCGAGGGGCCACCCACGCCGCCCGGCGAGCCACGGGAAAAUGUUUUUUUAGAGGAAGGUGAUUCUGCAGCAGAAGGAGAAGGUAUUGGAGAAGGCUGGCACGGUAGAACGGUAAGGGGACUGUUCCUCCCCGCCAACAAUAACAACACCACGGUGGUUGAGGUGGAAAGUGGCCACAGCGUGUGGGAUGCCUUGCCUGGAACGCCGGCUUCGUGCAGUAGCACGGAGAGCAGGGGGAGCUGCAGCAGCAGCAAGCAACUGCUCCCGAUGCUGCCCGACGAGAGGCCGGCUGAUUCUGCUGCAGCUCUCGCCUCCCCACGCACAUUCAUGUAGGGGGCAACACGUCCUGGGCCUAACGGCAUGCAGCGGCCGUUGUGUGUGCACCAGCUCACUGCCAACGCUUUGCUUUGCGUUCGGUUAUAGGCGAGGGCAGCUUUAAGGGCGCACACACCGCGCAAUAUGUCCCCCACGAUCGCGAAGCUCAAUUGACGUAGCUCCCGCUCGAGCUAACGCUGAUCGCCAGGGGGCCUACGGGAACACAUAAUUUCAGUUUUUUCUAUCAUUCUGUUUGUCGCGGGAGCAAUCUCGGCAGUGACGACAACUAUGCUUACAACAAAGGGACCGUCGUAAUAUUUCCGGUGGGGUAAUAGCUAAUUUUACAACCUCUGCUCCCGACCAAGGUGAUUUGUCCCCCUGAAGUUGACGCAAAUCCAAUAGUGUGCAUCGAUCCAUUUCGUUACUUUAAAAAGCCAAGAAGGGUCCAUUGAGACGUCACUCCUCUCACCUAAAGCAGGGAGACCUGCGCUAUAACGAGGCGAGCAACAAUCAUUUUCAUAGUAAUUGGUGCGAGAGCAAUGUGCAUGCUUACCAAAGUAAGAUGGCAAGAGCGGGGUGGACACUGUGACUCGUGAAAUUGAAAAUACCAGGAUAACGUAACGAAGGAAACAGUGGCGAAUCAUACCAACAAAGUAAACCCCUAUUCAGUUAAAUAAUCAUUAAGCCGUGUUCACCAAAUACGUAUGUACAGUACUACAUAGUUAGCCAAGUUAGGGGCACUAUUGCAUGGGCUGUUACUGUAAUUUGAAACACUGAAACAUUGUUCAAUUAUUGCAUUGUAAAGUUUGCAUUGGACAUUGCAUGUUGAACAUGAUAUAUGUUUUUGCAUAUGUUGCACUAUACAUUAUAACACGUUAAAGGAAAUAGCUUAAUAUAUAGCUAUUUGUGUUUGUUUUCUUUUGCGUUAUUUGCUGAAUGCUGCCUAUAAAGCUUGUGUUUUGCAUGAUUGCAGAACGUAGGUUUGCUGUUACCGUUUUACCAUUGCAGCUUUAUGUUUUUUGGAAAGUGUUCCGUAUUGUUGAGCCUUCUGGUUUCAUAACUCCCAAAUGUGCAGGGUUAUCUAUUGUAGUGUUCGAUUGAAAAAAGGGAAAAUGCUUUUGAGUGAAGGGUCCUUGACAGACAAAAGGUGAAAUUAACCACGUGAAAUGAAUACGUUAAUAACGCAAAAUAAAUGAGAAGCACAUGGAUAUACAGUAUAUUUUUAUUUUGUAAAAUAUCAACAAAGGGAGAUUAACGAGUUUGUGAUACAGAGUUGAAAGUAUUUGCACAUUAAAUACUAUUUACUUUUAGAAUUGUAGCCACAAAAGGCGAGUUUGAAUUAUUUAUUUGUUUGCAUUCACGUGUGCUUGUGUGUGCUUUUUUAGAACAUUUAUAUUUCAUUAUUGUAGCUUGAGUUACAGGACACAUGGUCCUCUGAUUCACAACUUGAUGACGUUCAUUGGCAACUUAUCAGAAGUGGACUUAAUUGUUUCUGCUGCAAAAAAAAAUCAAUGGAGACCUACCAUCCAAGGUAAUCUUAAGCAGAAAAGGCAGUGCAUAGUUAACCACCCCCCAAACUCGGGUGGUUAACUGUGAAUACUGCUCAAUGCGAGUCAUAUCUAAGACCCUUUAUCAGUCUAUUAGCACAACGGUGACCACUGCUCGUGGCUAUUUCACAUGAAGGUACACAUACAGUUAUAUUCCAAGUAUUACACUAUGCAAUACGCAUGCAAUAAGCAUUCUACCGCAAUGUGAUUUCAAUGUAUGAUAUAUCUCGCCGAUGUAUUGGCUAUUUCACUGCGUAUUAAAUCACGAAUAUACACGAGCGGUUGUCACUUCUGAGUUGCAAAGUUGAUAUUCUAGCAGCAGCAAUCUUGAAUGGAGCAUUCGGAACAAUUGUGCUGUCUGGCCAUUGCUAAAACGACGCUCCACUAAAGCACGGAGUACACAUUUAACCGUGUGAUCUUUGAAACAAUGAGCCUUAUAGUCCCUUGGUGUGCUGCCUUGCAAUGCUAGUCUGCUUUGCAGUGUCAUCAUCAUGCUAAUUGAUGCACGUUUCAACAAUGACUGGAGAUAGUUGAUUUUUGGGCUGUAAUUAAUUGUCAAGAAUAUACAGUAUAUAAAAUAAACAAGUAUGCCCCAU